Molecule: messenger RNA, 1132 nt
Organism: Oryzias melastigma (Indian medaka)
Lineage: Eukaryota; Metazoa; Chordata; Actinopteri; Beloniformes; Adrianichthyidae
Gene: nenf
Product: neudesin neurotrophic factor
Exons: 4
Coding region: 369-881 (170 amino acids)
Cellular component (GO): membrane; endomembrane system
Source: RefSeq, a predicted model, not a curated record
CGCACAUAUUUUUUUUUAGAAGUUAGGUUAGGGAUGGGGGGGUCGGACAUAAGAACAACCUACGCUACAGUUCUGUCAGAAUUAUUUUUAUUGUGAUCUUUUAUACCUUUGAUAACUUCAAAAAAUAUUUUUACAUUUAUAUUAUGAACAUUUAAGUUAAACAUAUAAACAUUCCCAUUUUUUGCUUUGCCACCUGAUUUUUUUUAAAUUAAAUGUUCUGUCUUGCAAAAAUAUUUUCAUAAAUACUAAAUUAAUAGCCAGUUUUAGUUUAAAAAACAAAAACAAAAAACGUUUUCUGGAGAUUGUCCGCAAAUGUUCCGACUGCACUUGAACGCAGCUCCCUGCAUUUGAAUUUGCGGUGUUUCCGCAUGAUCAGAAGGCGCAGAUUCGCCGCAGAUCCUGCUAUGGAGACCGCCCGGGCUGGUCUCCUGCUUCUCCUCCUGUCGGUGGCUUCGGCUGAUCGAGUCCAAACCAGGAGAAGUGAAGCACCUGUGCGCUUGUUCACCGAGGAGGAGCUCCGCCAAUAUGACGGCAGCGAGGAGCACCGCCCUAUUUACAUGGCAGUGAAGGGGGUUGUGUUUGAUGUCACCAAGGGAAAAGAAUUUUAUGGCAAAAACGCUCCAUAUAACGCUUUGACAGGCAAAGACUCCAGCAGGGCGGUGGCCAAGAUGUCCCUGAACCCGGAAGACCUGACCUCAGAUACUACCGGCCUCACUGAGGAGCAGCUGCAGUCCCUGCAGAACAUUUUUGAAGGCACAUACAAAGCCAAGUAUCCCAUCGUGGGGUACACUGCAUCCCGAAUCCUCAAGGCUGAUGGAAGCCCCAACCCAGACUUCAAACCAGAGGAGCAGCCUCAGUUUCAGAUUAAAGAUGAAUUCUAAUGGUUGCACAUUCCAGAAUUAAGCUGGGUUGUUGUUCCACACAUCCACAGACCUGAUCUAAAACCUCAAAGUUUGGUUAAGCUGGAGAACAUUCUUUCUUUUUUCAGCUCUGGACUGUGCUGCUGUAAGCUCCAUGGGCUUCUUACUUCUCUCUUAAGAACCCUGAUGUUAAAUCCUGAAAAUAAAAACUUUAUGGAAGAUUAUGGUAAAUGCAUUCAUAUGAAAAUAAGGAAUAAACAUUUACACUCUUA